This is a messenger RNA of Bombus pyrosoma, 1014 nucleotides long. Its product is annotated as photoreceptor outer segment membrane glycoprotein 2-like. Bases 1 to 1014 code for a protein of 337 amino acids. The transcript has 6 exons. The record is from RefSeq and is a predicted model, not a curated record. Gene Ontology annotation, cellular component: membrane. NCBI's taxonomy places the organism in Eukaryota, Metazoa, Arthropoda, Insecta, Hymenoptera, Apidae.
AUGGCAGUGUUCGAUAUAAGAUUCACGAAAAAUCAGAGAAAAUAUCUGCAUCGAUACGUGGUGCUCUCGAUUCUAGCGAGUCUUCUUAUCGGAUUCCUGCUGUUUUUCAUGGGAGUGAUUGCUUCGUUCGUGAUUGCGACGAAACUGCGCUUCGACGACGAGAAUCUCUUCGGGCUUGUGUUUAAAACCUUGACGUUAUACGGUCUUUACGUGCUCGCUCAUAAUCUGGUGGGCGUGAAGCUGUGCUAUAAUUACUUCCACUAUGCCGAAGGACCAGGGAUGAACCUGAGACUGUUCCUAUGGACUCUGAUAGGCUUGUUCGUGGUACUUGUUGGCUGCUUCAUGGCCAGCAUCUGCUUCUCUACAGCGGAUCUUUUAACGGUUCAACUUAGGCAAACUCUUCACGAGGGUAUGAAAAGAUACUUCACAGAUGUGUCAUGGAAGCGAAAAAUAGACAGCAUGCAGGUUAACAUGCAGUGUUGUGGAAUAGAUUCGUCCGAUGAUUGGCACAAGACAUAUUGGCUGCAACGGGAGUUUCUUGUGCUUGACUCGCCGGAUAUCUUGAGGUACGCGAAAGUGGAUGGUCGCGUGACACCGCCGGUGGUGCCGUGGAGUUGCUGCCGAAUCGACGUAAAGGGUCCGUGCUAUCACGAUCCUCUUCAGCUGCCAAAUUCGGAACAAAACUCCACUUACGACAGCCUAAACCCUCGGGGCUGUCUCGUCGCCAUCAAGAGCGUGCUAAACGGAACGCUCUAUUCCACCGUAGUCCUGAUCGCGUUUCUGUUUGUGUUACAGAUUUCGGUGAGCGUAUUGUCGAGGUUCGACUUCACUGCCGCGAGGAACGCGGUGGCGCUUGGAGAUCGGUGGGCAGCUUCACCGGGUUGGCUCUAUGGCCGUCUGGAUUUUGGCUUAGCCAGCGGACCUAAUCUCUGCCAGAUCGAUCGGAAAAACAGCGGACGAGGCGAUACGAUGAUCGAUCUACGUCCGCUUGUAUAUUCCAGCGAUACGGACUGA